AUUGAUAAAACUCUAAGAACAAACAUAUGUGGUUGGGUUUAGUAACAAUGCAUGAUAAAGAAAUAGCCACAUAUGGAGAGGAAACGACAAACAAUAAUGAGUCAGAAAGCAAGCUAUCUAUCAAUAUUACGGAACAUCAAGAAAUUCCAAUCUUCUCUUCAGUAAAAUAUUGUCCUUUUCAAUUCUUAGACUUUACACACUCAAAAGAUAAUAAAAUAAUUACAGAGACAGCUUCCACCUCCAAAUCAAAGCCCACUACCUGUCAAUCUGCUACAGAGUUGUAAACCCUUUCUCUUCACAAGCUUCCAAAAGGGUUCUUCACAUGUUUUUGUUUGCAGUGAAUAGAUAAAUCAUUUCUACACUCUGAUUACAGUUGGUCCUAACACCAACUACUCACGGGCUCAUUAUAUGCAUAUCUCAAGAUCUAUUAUUGCAGAAUAAUAAUAUUAAUAAUAUAUAAUCCCUACUGUGAUGUGAUAUGCACUUGGAUAGAUUAUCAAGUACCAACCAUAACUCUACUUGAUGUUCUUGUAGAAGCUUCUCCUAUGUUUGCUGCUAUGGCUCCAACCAUUUUUCUCCUUCUUGCAACUUUUUUUGCUUCCCUGUUUUCUGUUCUUGCUCAAUCUGAAAAUCCUAUUUCUAGUAUCAGUGUUGUUGGUGUUGUUUAUUGUGAUACUUGCUCCACCAACUCUUUCUCCAGAAACAGCUACUUCUUGCCAGGUGUGGAUGUUCAUAUACGAUGCACGUUCAAAGCAACUUCACCAAAAACAGCAGAGCAGAUAAAUUUCUCAGUUAACAGAACAACAGAUAAAUAUGGGAUAUACAAGCUAGAAAUACCACAUGUAGAUGGAGUUGAUUGUGUAGAUGGUUCAUCAAUUGAAACUUUAUGCCAAGCAAGUUUAAUUGAGAGUUCAUCUUCAGCUUGUAAUGUUCCUGGUCUAAAAACAACAACAAAUGAGGUAUCUGUCAAGUCAAAACAAGAUAAUCACUGCAUUUACAGCUUAAAUGCAUUGAGUUACAGACCAGUCAAAAAAAAUAUUACCUUGUGUGGGAACUACAAAGAAGAAUUAUCAAAUUCCUUUAAUUCUUCAAAAUUCUUUCUUCCUUUUUUCCCACCAUAUGGUUUUCCUUGGCCACCUCUGGCUCCAUUCCCUUUUCCACCGGCUUUUAAUUUAGGAGAUCCAAGAACUUGGAUACCUCGUAUUCCACCAUUUCCACCAACACCAUCUGUUUCUGAACCACCUCCUCCACCGGCUUUUAAUUUAGGAGAUCCAAGAACUUGGAUACCUCGUAUUCCACCAUUUCCACCAACACCAUCUGUUUCUGAACCACCUCCUCCACCGGCUUUUAAUUUAGGAGAUCCAAGAACCUGGAUACCUCAUAUUCCUCCAUCCACAGCAGCUCCUCCUCCUCCACCUGCUUUUAAUCUAAGAGACCCAAGAACUUGGGUUCCUUACUUCCCUCCAUCACCUUCUAACAGACCUCAGAAUCAAAACCCAUAAUAGAUUUCUUAAUUAUAUGAAUGAUUUAUGUUUAAUAUGUUAUAGUUCAGAAUACCAUGAGCUUUUUUUAUGUAUAAUUAAAAACAGAUGAGUACAGAAAUAGUAUGUCCUCAAUAACGUCAUUAUAGCUAUCAUUUACUUGAUCUAGUUGGAAGAAUUGUAUAUAGACAGCUGUUUCAUAUGUUCCCAACAAAUGAAUUCCAUAAGUUUGUGGAAUUCAUUCAGAAUUUCAUGUUUUUAUGUUUCGUGUGAAAGAAAAUAUUCAUUUGCUCUCAUAAAUAA
Molecule: messenger RNA, 1784 nt
Organism: Jatropha curcas
Lineage: Eukaryota; Viridiplantae; Streptophyta; Magnoliopsida; Malpighiales; Euphorbiaceae
Source: RefSeq, a predicted model, not a curated record